Molecule: messenger RNA, 2709 nt
Organism: Ylistrum balloti
Lineage: Eukaryota; Metazoa; Mollusca; Bivalvia; Pectinida; Pectinidae
Exons: 7
Coding region: 24-2567 (847 amino acids)
Source: RefSeq, a predicted model, not a curated record
GUUUUUUCCAUAAAUCCGGAAGAAUGGAUAACGACAAGUGGUCGUUUUUAGGGUUUUUGAUCCUAUCCCUUCUCCUCACAUACCAGUGUCAGAGCGUGUUCCGAUGGAUUAAAGGAGACAACCACUCUAAAGUACAAAAUCAGAUAGAUCUUAUUGAAAACUCCAACUGCAGGGCUAAAUCCAAGCAAGAUCUUACUCUGCCGAGAAAUUCGGUUUCCCAGAUUCCAAAAUUUAAUGAACUUCGCAGUAAGAUUUAUUACAAGAACAGAACAGCUUUAGUUCAGAUGCACAAUAUGGCGCUAAAUCGGGCGAUGUUCUACAGUUUCAUCAUGCAGAAAUUGAACAGUUCGGAGUCAUUUCCUAUCCAACCAAAUUGGCUACAGAUUUUCAUGUCAAUCACAGGUGACAUGAAUGGUAACAAAGAUGUUUUCAACGGUAGUAUGGUGGCUUUUGAUAACAACUGUUACUAUCCGAAUUGGAUGACGAACUUAAAUUUCAACAACACUCUUCCACUGUUUGCCGCCAAAUCCUGGCGAGCAGACGAUACGUUUGAUAUGGGUGUCAUCUUAAGAGAACCAACAGGAAGAACAAACGUUGUCAAGGAUAUUGGUUCAGGUACAAAUAUGAACUAUUCCAGUGAAGCCUAUAAGAUGAGUCCCUGGUACCAAUUCUGGCUCCCGGAUUUGACAUCAGAUGAAGACUCCACUCUUAAAUUUACAUAUUCUGUGAAGAUAAAAUAUUCAAAUGUUACCGGUGAAUUUAUCCACGAUGAGUUUGAAACAACCAACUUCUUUGGUCCCAAUUCUCCCGGACAGAGCGACAAGGAUGAAAGGCUACUUCCCGUUAGAUUCACUGACCCGUAUUUUGACUGUGGGGAUUCGAACUACUGGAUUUUAAGUGCAGCAGCGCCCAUUGUAGAUUACAUGCCAAGAUAUUCUAACUUUACACACCUGCGAAGACCAAGGUUCGUUGGCGUGGUAACCAUGGAUAUGCAUUUCCAGGAAAUUGAUUAUAACCCAUGUCCGGCAUCCAUUGGAAACCCUGAACCAUGCUACCUUUGUGGAGUUUCAAGAUGUAAAACCGUUACUACUGGGUGCAAACACAAAAUGGGUCGUGGUUUUAGACGUGGAGGGUACAUCUGUCAGUGUAAGUCAGGUCAUCACUACCCUUGGGAUGUCAAGGGUCCAUAUCUAGGUACAGACCUGGAGAAAGCUACAGAGGAAGAAUUUAUUCACAGCUACGAAUGUAUCCGUACCGACUUUCUGAGAGUUCCUCCCGUGGUAGAGAAUACUGACCCAGUUUCGUUCGAGGGUGGAAGCUCUGGAAAUUUCCAGACAGAGAGUAUACAACGGAGAGCUCUAAAAUCUGUUGUUGACGGCCGAGAUUUCAUUGAAAAGGUAAGAGAGCGUCGAGAAGAACCAAACGAACAGAAGAAAAAAAAACGAAGGAAACGCUCUACUAACUUUGAUGAAGUUGCUAUUGACAAAAUGAUGAAGAUUUUUAAGAAGAAAGCAGCAGUGACAAAAGCCAACUGCCACACAAUGUCUCCAUCUGCAUUAGUGUUACCUGGAGCUGUUGCAUACGGUGCCGACUCUCAGUUUGAAAAUCAGGCCAGAAUGGCUUUGCGAAUAUCCCACUUUCUCAGCAAUUUCAUGCAAAACACCGCACCAGACGAAAAUUUCGGAUACAUGAAAGGAGGCGGUAGACUUCACUAUGAUCAUUUGUUCGGGGAAGUCAUCUCCAAUGUCAUGUCCGACUUCAAAAUAGCUUCCAGUGGUAUAUUCUACGAACCGUACGUCUUCGAGGAUAUGGAUGGUACACCGAGAGAGUUCUUCGGUCCUCUAGCGUAUAAGGCUGACGGGAAUUAUUACGCCAUUGAUACCGCUGGACUGAAGGAGCGUUAUACUGAUGCUGAUUGGUACCGUGUCAUCAAAGAACGUUGGCAAACCAACACCAAAGGGGUACUGAAGUACCGGAUGAAGAGUCUUGUCCGGUCUGACAUUAACGGUACCAGCACCAUUAAACAUGAACACUACCCUAUGGGUUAUUUUGCCCCUAGUGUACAAGACGGGUACUGGACACGUCCUACUUUUAAAUGUGACGGACGAGUGGAUGAUUGGGUAGUUACCUAUGUCGUCCCCUUCAUCGGCAAGAAUGGAAUCAAGAAAACACUUCAUUUCAAGGGCAUGGUGACGGUCGAUGUACCUCUAGACUACUUGGAUAUUAAUCAGUGCGCCCAGCCAUUCGCUAUUGCAAACGCCUUUAAAAACACUGCUAGAUGUGACUACCGGACCCAAAAAUGCUCCCAGAUCUCGGGAUAUAAGUUUACGCGGGGAAACUACAAAUGCGCGUGCAAACGAGGUUACGAGUACCCGUUCAAAGACGGACGAGAGUGGGUUCAGGGAUCUCUCAUUGAAUUGGAGUACCAGAAAAAGCAGCAAGGCCUCUUUAAUUUGUAUGACGCUAUGAGGUGUAGGGUGUCCGGAGCCAGUGGUGUGUCGUACUCGGUUUCCACCAUCGCCUUCUUCCUCGUCCUGUCCAUCGUCAACAAGGCUGGCUUGUUGUAACAUCGCAAAACAUUUCCUACACUCAGACUCUCAGAAUGGAUGGACUCGUAAAACCUCAUUGAUGUUUACGAUAUUUUGUUUAUGAGUCUAAGACAUCCGGGUUUUUUUCCCAAACACGUGGAUUAUUUUUCAAUCACGUUCA